Messenger RNA from Helianthus annuus (common sunflower), 2078 nucleotides. RefSeq names its product hydroxypyruvate reductase. The transcript is spliced from 6 exons. The coding region runs from base 982 to 1335 and encodes 117 amino acids. Gene Ontology annotation, molecular function: NAD binding. NCBI's taxonomy places the organism in Eukaryota, Viridiplantae, Streptophyta, Magnoliopsida, Asterales, Asteraceae. The record is from RefSeq and is a predicted model, not a curated record.
UGUAUUAGUUUUCACAUUACCUCCUAAAUAUUGGAUUUUCAAACCCCAUCAAAUUCACCCCGCCCAAUCUUCCCUUUUCCUAAACCCUCAAAUUCUCAAAUCUUCCCUCUUCCUAAGAAUUCACAAAUUCUGUAACUCACUCACACCCUUUCUUCCCUUCUGACCAAACCAAUUUCUAGGGUUUUUAUGUUGUUUAUGAAUCGUGGGUACCUUGGCCGGCUAAUCGGAGACGAAUGUACCACCACCGCCGGUGAAGUUGGCUGACUCUCUCUCUCUCUCUCAUGUGUAGUUUGGCCAUGUCGGAUUUGACUCAUUUGUGAGAUUGGAUGGUUACAAGAGAAUCCCAACCCCAAGCUUCCAAUUUCACAUUGUUUUCUUCUCACAUUCCUCCAUCAGGAUGGAUGCAGACUCUCCUUUUGAGUAAGUUUUGAUGAACCUAUUGCAACCGUUGAUUUCAUCACACUUCACAUGCCUCUCACUCCUGCUACAUCAAAGAUAUUGAAUGAUGGAAACUUUGAAAAGAUGAAAAAAAGGUGUUAGAAUAGUAAACGUUGCUGGUGGCGGAGUGAUAGAUGAAGAUGCUUUGGUUAGAUCAUUAGAUGCUGGCAUUGUAGCACAGGAUUGGAAAUUGAGAAAAGAUGGAACAAAGAAGUGCGUUUGUGUUGGCGUUGAGUGUGGGAAUAGGAAUAGGAGUUGAGCAGCUGUGGUGAUUCGUUGGCAAACCAGAUCACGCCACAGAUAAUGGAGCAUGAAAUGAAAAGUAUGAUUAUUGAUGGUAAAGACAACAAGGUCACUUUCUAUGAAUUUCCAUAUUAUCUAAGAAAUAUCGAUUUUGCUAAGCACACACGAAACCUUGAUCCUGCAAGCCGAACUAUAUUGUUAUCAGGGCCUGCUGGUUAGUUGUUUAGUGUUCUGAAUGUUUUGGAACAAGGUAUGAAUUAUGAUACCCUUAGCUAUUGAUUGAAAUAUUUUGCAUCCUGAAUGUUGGUGGUUGUGUUCUAUUUUGUCAUUUUAAAUUGCAGAGGGCCUGAAGCUAUCCAGAAUCCCCUAAACCUGAGGAAAAAUGCAUCUACGGCAGCUAAUAUGACCGAGCUUGCUUCAAGCUAUACUCCUGUAAAUCCAGCUCCACUUAGACGCACAAGCAGCUGGUCUUUUGAUGAAAAGCUUUUUGUACAGAACCUAUACAAGGCCGCACUUGAUGUAGUCACUGUAGAACCUCCACUGAAGGAUAGCAAGUUGGUAAAUCAUGAAAAUGUCACUGUCACUCCUCAUCCUGGUGCUAGCACCACAGAAGCUCAGAGGUGGCAAGAUGGGUGGAUUGGCCAGGUUGGGUAAUGGAUCAAAAUGGGUUUAGGUCGAAUCGGGUCAUUUUGAGUAUGGAUCAACACGACUUGUACGGGUCAAAUGUGUUUAGCAGAGGCAAUCAGGCAAACUAGAUUGUGAGGCAGCUUGCAAGAAUAACUGCUCAUGCACCGCCUAUGCAAAUCCAAACAUCGCUGCAGGUAGAGUUGGGUGCUUGCUAUGGUUUGGGGGUUUGAUUGAUGUCCGAGUGUACCCACAAAAUUGGCAAGAUCUUUAUGUUAGACUUGCCGCCUCAGAAUUAUCAGGUAAAACAAUAACAUUACCAAAUUAAUGCAUUUCAUGUUUGAAUCUGUUAAACAUGUAAAUCUUCUGGACCUCCAUUCCAGCUUCGAUGGAAAGAAACGGCUAGUUAUGCAGACAAAACAUGAUGAACUACAUGAAGUUGUUUCGCAAAGGAGUUUUGAUUAGCUGAGACAAAAAAGACCAGCUAAGGGCCGAAAUGAAAGUGGGGAGACUCUUUUAGAGAAUGAGAGGAGGUUAUGUUGUUGCAAGUGUUGCUAGGAGUGAUGCAGGCUGAGACCAAAGUGUUCUUGUUGCAAGUGCUGCAGGUUAUGUUGCAGUUGUUACAUCAUUUGUAGAUAACUUUUGAUUGGUAGUUUAUGUAUUUAGUUUUAGUAGAUAACUUUGCAUUAGUAGUUUAUGUAUUUAGUAUUAAAAUUGAAAACUUAUGUAUGAAUUUUGGUUUAUUAUUGUUAAUAUCAAUAAUUUGGUUUUUA